CAGGGCACCAUCCCGAAGAGAGAGACUGGCCAGACUAAAGGAGGACCCCAUUUCUGCUAUCUUCUCCAGCAUGCUGUACACUUUAGCAGGAGGCGGCACUUUGUGUGGCGUGGCCACCCUUGUGCUUCUCAUCGUUGCCACGGCAACAGAUUUCUGGAUGCAGUACCGGUACGCAGGCAGCGCUGCCAAUCAGGGCCUUUGGAGGUUCUGCAUCAACCACAAAUGCCACGCCCACACCAUCACUGUGGCCUUCUGGGAUGCCACCCGGGCCUUCAUGCUGCUGGCAGUGCUGAGCUGCUUUGCUGGCAUCGUUCUGGGCCUGAGCGCCUUCACUAACGGCACCAAGAACAGACGGGUGCGCACAGGCGGCCUCGCCCUGGUCCUGUCAGGGUUUCUAGUUCUCCUGGCUCUGGCCAUUUACACCGGAGUGACCAUGACUUUCUUUGGCAAACGCUUCAUGGACUGGCGCUUCUCCUGGUCCUACAUCAUAGGCUGGGUUGCUGUUGUUUUGGCUUUUGCAGCAGGUGUGUUUCUGCUCUGUGCGCACAGGCAGACCAGUGCAGAACCGGCCUCUUCCAACAACCCGGACAGCUGAACAGCACAAGCCCUAAACACAAUGCUGUACAGAAUAAACAAAUGACAGAACGCA
Nothobranchius furzeri (turquoise killifish) is the source of this 649-nucleotide messenger RNA. RefSeq names its product lens intrinsic membrane protein 2.2 (gene lim2.2). The record is from RefSeq and is a predicted model, not a curated record. Gene Ontology annotation, cellular component: plasma membrane. Gene Ontology annotation, molecular function: structural constituent of eye lens. Lineage: Eukaryota; Metazoa; Chordata; Actinopteri; Cyprinodontiformes; Nothobranchiidae.